AUGAAAUUUCCCGAUUUAUCAAUGUCGAAUCCAAUUCGACUUCGAGAUCUUAUACGACAAAUACGUUCAGCUAAAACAGCAGCAGAAGAACGUGCUGUUGUACAAAAAGAAUGUGCAUAUAUACGUGAUUCAUUUCGUGAUGAAGAUAAUACAUGGAGAUGUCGAAAUGUUGCUAAAUUACUAUAUGUUUCAUUACUUGGUUAUCCAGCACAUUUUGGUCAACUUGAAUGUCUUAAACUUAUUGCAUCAACACGUUUUACAGAUAAACGUAUUGGCUAUCUAGGAGCAAUGUUACUACUUGAUGAACGACAAGAUAUUCAUGUACUCAUUACAAAUUCACUUAAAAAUGAUCUUAAUCAUUCGAAUCAAUAUAUCGCUGGUUUAGCAUUAUGUGCAUUAGGAUCAAUAUGUUCACCUGAAAUGAGUCGAGAUUUAGGUGGUGAAGUUGAAAAAUUAAUGAAAUCAUCAAAUCCAUAUUUAAAGAAAAAAGCUGUUCUUUGUGCUGUUCGUAUCAUAAGAAAAGUUCCUGAACAAUUUGAUGUUUUUCAAAAUUCUAUUCGAAGUUUACUUAGUGAAAAAAAUCAUGGUGUUCUUCUAACUGCCACCGCUCUUAUUAUUGAAAUGUGUAAACAAAAUAGUCAAGCAUUACAAAUCUUUCGAAAAUUAGUACCAAAUCUUGUUCGUAUUCUUAAAAAUUUAAUUAUGUCAGGUUAUAGUCCUGAACAUGAUGUAUCAGGAAUAAGUGAUCCAUUUUUACAAGUACAUCUUUUACGUUUAAUGCGUAUAUUAGGCCGAAAUGAUAUCGAAGCAAGUGAAACAAUGAAUGAUAUUUUAGCACAAGUAUCAACAAAUACAGAGAAUAGCAAAAAUGUUGGAAAUGCUAUUUUAUAUGAGACAGUUUUAACUAUAAUGGAUAUUAAAUCAGAAUCGGGUUUAAGAGUAUUAGCUGUGAAUAUUUUAGGAAGAUUUUUACUUAAUAAUGAUAAAAAUAUUCGUUAUGUUGCAUUAAAUACACUUUUACGUGUUGUACAUGCUGAUCAUAAUGCUGUACAAAGACAUCGAGCAACAAUUGUGGAAUGUCUUAAGGAUGCUGAUGUAUCUAUUAAACGACGUGCAAUGGAGUUAUGUUUUGCAUUAAUUAAUUCAAAUAAUAUUCGAACAAUGAUUACUGAAAUGUUAACAUUUCUUGGAACAUGUGAACCAGAAUUUAAAGCUGAUUGCACAUCAAAUAUGUUUUUAGCUAUGGAACGUUUUUCACCAUCGAAACGAUGGCAUGUUGAUCAAAUGAUUAAAGUUCUUACGACAGCAGGCAAUAGUGUUCGUGAUGAUAUUGUAUCAAGUUUAAUUGGUAUUAUAUCAUCCGCACCGGAUUUACAUGGUUAUACCGCUUAUCAAUUAUUUAAGAUUAUUCGUAAUGAUAUAACUCAACAACCACUUGUUCAAGUUGCAUUGUGGACAUUAGGUGAAUUUGGUGAUUUAUUUGUUAGUGAACAAUAUCAACAUACGGAUGAUCAGGAAAAUAUUCAAGUUAGCGAAGAAGAAAUCGUUAAUAUAUUAGAAAAGAUUUUAAAUUGGUCAAUAAGUACAGUUAUUACACGUGAAUAUGCUAUAAAUGCAUUAAUGAAAUUAAGUACACGAUUUCCUAGUUGUUCAGACCAAAUACAAUCUGUUAUGACUGUUUAUGCAUGCAAUAUGAAUUUAGAAUUACAAACACGUGCUGUUGAAUACACAGCACUUUUUACUAAACAUAAUCCAAUUAGGUCAAGUAUUGUUCAACGUAUGCCUGUUCUUGUUAGUACUCAAACAUCAAAUACAAAUAAUGAAGAGACGACAUAUGAACAAGAGGAUUCAUCUUCAACUAAUGGAAUUAGUUCUGUUACACAAAAUGAACCUGUGGAAGAUUUAUUUAAGAUUCUUGAUGAACCUUCUCACACGAAUGGUAGCAAUAAUUUAAAUUCUCAUAAUAAUAUAUUUGAUUUAUUAAAUUCUGAUGACCAACAAAUUAAUACAUCAUCAACUCCACUUGAAGAUAUACUGUUUGAUGAUAAUUUACCAAAGAGUCAAUCAAAUAAUAAUUUCACUUCAUCUAUUCCAUCAAUGAAUGUUAUUGAUAAAAAUGGUUUAUGUGUUACUUUUCAAUUUGAAAAACAAGAUCAACUUUUAUUAAUUCAUUUACAAGCAACAAAUUCAACACAAACACCAAUAAAAAAUUUUACUUUUAAAGCUGCCGUACCAAAAACAUUUAGUCUUGAAUUACUUCCGCCAACUAGUACAACAAUUCCAUCAAAUAAUACAGGAGAUAUUCGUCAAAUAAUAAAAAUUUCCAAUCCAAAUAAAGAAAAACUUCGUAUGCGUAUUAAAAUAAACUAUUCAUAUAAUGAUUCUCAAAUGAAUGAUGAAGCGGAAUUAAACUCAUUUCCUCAACAGUGUUAUAAUUGA
This is a messenger RNA of Adineta steineri, 2439 nucleotides long. NCBI's taxonomy places the organism in Eukaryota, Metazoa, Rotifera, Eurotatoria, Adinetida, Adinetidae. The record is from the annotation of a GenBank genome assembly.